Messenger RNA from Pochonia chlamydosporia 170, 384 nucleotides. RefSeq lists its product as hypothetical. Lineage: Eukaryota; Fungi; Ascomycota; Sordariomycetes; Hypocreales; Clavicipitaceae. The record is from RefSeq and is a predicted model, not a curated record. The transcript has a single exon. The coding region runs from base 1 to 384 and encodes 127 amino acids.
AUGCGGUUUAGAGUCAAUUUGGACUAUUAUUGGAACACCGGCGCGUUGAUAGUAUUUUUUGAGCGGACUUCACGAGUCCUCGUACAUAAGUGUGGGCAACGUUUGAAACCAAAAGACACGAGAAUGUUCUACCUUCAGGUAAUAUUGCAUUGGGAUCGGAAUUCAUGUUCUUGUUUGCGUCUAGCAUAUAAUCAAUUAUCCAAAUCUUCUGGCGAAUUCAGUCCUUACCACAUCAAGCAUUCCUACGUCGGGACGUCGCCAUGGAGCGAAUCGACUCUUCGAGAACAAAUCGAGCACAAGUCGAUUACACACACAUUAUCAGCGACACAACGGGGCAACUUUUGGAGAGGGAAUUGUUGUAUGUCAUAUUGGGGGAUGCAAUGA